GCGAGGCUAGACCUCCUCCCACCCGCCCCGAACCGCCCCAGGAGUCGGAAGGUGGGGUCUCGGCCCACCGUCUCCCUGCACCCGGCCCGCCCCGCCCUCCCGGGGCCGUGCCGAUCCGCAGGUCCGGGGAGCCAAGCAGCCACUUCCAGGCCCGUGCACGCCACAAGGACGCACCAGGCCGUGAUCCUGACUCAUGGUGCCCAGUGGGAAGACCACUCCACUGCCGAGGCACAGACGAGGUCAGAGCCCCAGCCCGACCGCUUCUCCAGUCUGCUGGCCUCUUCCGAGAUGGACCUGCCUGCCAGGAAGCCGGGUCACUCUGAGUCCAGGGCGUGCCUGCUCCCUGGGGGACACAGGGCCCCUGUGCAGCAUCCUGGUGGGACGCUUUGGCUGCCGAGUGACCAUGAUGUUGGGGGGCGUGCUGGCCAGCCUGGGCAUGGUGGCCAGCUCCUUCUCCCGCACCCUCAGCCAGCUCUACGUCACGGCAGGCUUCAUCACAGGCCUGGGCAUGAGCUUCAGCUUCCAGUCGGGCAUCACAGUGCUGGGCUUUUACUUUGUCCGCCGGCGGGCUCUGGCCAAUGCACUGGCCUCAGUGGGGUCCUCCCUGGGCAUCACCCUCUGGCCGCUGUUGUCCCGCUACCUCCUGGAGGACCUGGGCUGGAGGGGCGCCUUCCUCAUCUUCGGCGGGGUCUUUCUGCACUGCUGCGUCUGCGGGGCCCUCCUGAGGCCCGUGGCCACCAACGCGGCCCCUGAGACCACGGAAAGUCCCCCUCCACCUUCAAAGACGCCUGUGCACAGCUGCCUGGCAGCCUGCGGCCAGGCCAUCCAGCACCACCUGGCCUUCGACAUCCUGCGGCACAACCGGGGCUACUGCGUGUACACCCUGGGCGUGAUGUGGAUGAUCAUGGGUUUCCCGCUGCCUCACGUCUUCCUGGUCCCAUUCGCCGUGAGGCACGGGGUGGACGAGCACCGGUCGGCCCUACUCAUGUCCAUCAUCGGCUUGAGCAACAUCUUCCUGCGGCCCGUGGCUGGGCUGUUGAUGGGCCGGCGGGCCUUUGCCGGCUACCGCAAGCACCUGUUCUGCCUAGCAGUCCUGCUCAACGGGCUCACCAACCUGGUGUGCACAGUGUCAGCUGACUUCCGGGUGCUGGUGGGCUACUGCCUGUUGUACAGCGUGUCCAUGAGUGGCGUCGGCGUCCUCAUCUUCCAGGUCCUCAUGGACAUUGUCUCCAUGGACCGGUUCCCCAGCGCCCUGGGCCUCUUCACCAUCCUCAGUGGCGUCGCAGCCCUCAUCUCUCCGCCACUGGCAGGCCUCCUCCUGGACGCCAGCAACAACUUCAGCUACGUUUUCUACCUGUCCAGCUUCUUCCUCAUCUCAGCCGCCCUCUUCAUGGGGGGCAGCUUCUACGUCCUACGGAAGACAGAGCAAGGCAGGCAAGCCAAGGUGGAAGGAGCCAUCCGGGAGGCUGCCCUGCCGCAGGCUCUAAGCCCCAAAGGCAAGGAGACCUCAGAGAAGCAGCCGUGUCUGGAGAUCACAUACGUGACCAGUGUCUGAGCCUCACAGGUCACGCGUGUGACCAGCUUCUGAGCCCUGAGAUCAGUGUGUGGCCACUGUCUCAGCAGAGACUUGCGACCUCUGGCGGCUUUGCCAGGGGUGAAGGGCAGCCUGGGAAGCCUGGACCCAAGGCUGUCCAGACUCUGCAGGGCGGGACUCAGCCAGGGGCCAGGGCCCAGCAGUAUGGUCUCUGAAGACAGACCCAGGGUCCUCCCCUGCAGCCGGAUCGAGGAGGUGGCUCUCCUGACUUUUCCAAGGGGACCAGGGGACCUAGGACCCAGGAAGCUGGGGCCAAGCCCUGCUCAGGACUGUCCCAGCCGUUCAGUUCAGCUGGCUGCCUUGCUGCUCCUACAACUCAACGCACUGGACUUUCACCUCCAACCGGGAUACCACGGACAUCAUCCCUCUUUGUGCUUCUUGGGCUUCUGGACAAUUCGGAAGAGUUUACCUUGCUUCCGGGGCCCGCCCUACCCCCUCUUCCCAAGGGACCCAGCCAGUCAGUCCCUUAGGAAAGCCAACACUGAGGGUGGGGCUGCCCCAGCCAGGGUUGCUGGAGCCUGUGAGAGGUGCUGAGGAGGCGGCCCCAGGUGCAGGAUGGGGACAGUUGACAGGUCCAGUGAGUGCCCUUCCUGGCACCUGUGCAGAGAGCAGGAGGGGAGCCCCUGGCUGGGGUCCCAGGAGUCUGAGGGGCUCCCCGACAGUCUCAGCAGGACCUGACUCAGGGCCUUCCUCCCACCUUUGCCUGCACCCGCCCCCCACUCUCAGUGGGGAAGAAGAAUGCUGGGGUGGAGAAGCCGGACACUGUCCAGGGGAGGGGAAGGCUUGCUGGGCAGCUUGAGGACCACUGUGAAAACAGGGCUGCUUCUCCAACAGACUCCCGCCCCCUCCGCCCCUCCACCCCUGCUGUGUCAGAGGUGUGAACCCAGGCAGAGUAGCUGGCUGGGCCAGCUGUCUGGCCACCCUUGCUCCCUGCACUGUGUCCUGGAGGGCAGAGCCCGCCCCGCCACAAACACAUUGCUGGUGCCCUUCCCUGAGGUCGCCACCCACCUGAGCGCUGGCUGCCGUCAGCCCAGGCUUGUCCCAGCUGGGAGCCGAGGGGAUGGGAAAACACAGUGUGUUUGAACUGCACACAAAAACAUUCCCUGCAGCCAGUCAUAAACUCUGAGCUAAUAAAGCUGGAAAGCAGGCCUGGAGUGAGAGCCCCCUCCUCUUUCUCCCAACCUGGCAGGGGCUGCUCGGGCUCAGGCCCUUGUUUGUUGAUUCAGGCUCAGCCAGGCUCCAGCAAGAAAAUGUUAUCAGGAGGAUUGAUUUUAUGUUCAUGACCCAGCCUCAGCCUGCCUCCAUCACGUGUGCUGUAGCGUGAAUAAGCAUCCUUGGGGGUGGUCCGCAAGCUCCAGGACUCUGCCAUGAGUGCCCCCUAAUGGCCAAAAGGAGGCAGUGCAGAGGCAAAGCCAAAGACAGCUGGGAUAGAGGUGGGAUGUCACUUCUGUGCCAUGAUACGCUGUGUGACUUCAGGCAAACGGUCACCAUCUCUGGGCCUUGGAAAGGGAAGGGGUUAGCCUGGAGUUAAGCCUCUUCCAGUCUGGAAAGUCUGAAUUUGAGUGUAUUGAAGCCACACCUUCGGGCUCCCUGUUCAUUCCUGUGCUUGGCCACAGGCAUAGCUUGUGCUCUCGACAAGACUGGACACAUCUCCCCAGGGUCUGUCCACCUGGAUUGGUGGGAAGGGAGCGAGCAGGGGCUGCAGGCAGGUGCAUUUGGUGCUGGUAUGCACCAGGCUUUGAUAAGGUGGGCAGCCCUGUGCCCACUUCCACAAAACAUGGAAGUGAGCACUCAGCACAGAAAGUGAGACCCUCGCCUGCCCCCAGGAAUAACGAUAACCCCUGGGCAGAAUCCCUCCCACACACACUUAUGAAGCACCACCAUGCGCCAGGCACUGGGCAGAGAGGGGGAGCAAGUUCUGCACAAAACCAAGGAUUGGGAAUUCUCCAAGCAGGGCCCCUGAGGCCUUAGGAAGGGAGAAGACCAGACACUGGGGGAGGCUGGGGUUGCCCAUCAGACACCAAAACCUGCAGGUGUUUUCCUGGGAAAGCAGUUCCCAGCCAGAGAAAGGAGGAGCUCACCUCCGUGUGCCCUCAAGCCCCAGGCUCCUGGUCCCCAGGCCUUUGCUGCUCCAUCCAGCAACAGGCGGGAAGUCCCCUGGCUAAGACGCACUUUCCCAGGCCAUCCAGGCUCCCCACAGAGCCAAAGGGCAAAGGGCAGCUAUGGUACCCAAGCACCAAGGCCAAGGUCAGAACUGCGCUGUGGCACAACUGGUUAAAGCCACGGCCUGUAGUGUCGGCAUCCCAUGUGGGUGCCGGUUCGUGUCCCAGCCCCUCCACUUUGAACCCAGCUCCCUGCUAGUGUGCCUGGGAAAGCAGCGGAAGAUGGCCCAAGUCCCUAGGCCCCUGCACCCACACGGGAGACCCGGAAGAAGCUCCUGGCUCCUGGCUUUGGAUCAGCACAGCUCCGGCCGUUGCGGCCAUUUGGGGAGUGAACCAGCAGAUGGAAGACCUUUCUCUUUCUGUCUCUACCUCUCUCUCUA
This is a messenger RNA of Lepus europaeus (European hare), 4136 nucleotides long. It is a transcript of the gene SLC16A5, whose product is annotated as solute carrier family 16 member 5. The transcript has 5 exons. The coding region runs from base 194 to 1555 and encodes 453 amino acids. Gene Ontology annotation, cellular component: membrane. The record is from RefSeq and is a predicted model, not a curated record. Lineage: Eukaryota; Metazoa; Chordata; Mammalia; Lagomorpha; Leporidae. Gene Ontology annotation, biological process: transmembrane transport; monocarboxylic acid transport. Gene Ontology annotation, molecular function: monocarboxylic acid transmembrane transporter activity.